AUGGCGCCAAGAAUCUAUGAAGAAAUUGAUGUCGUUACAAUUGGUGAUAAAAAAUUACCUACAAAUCCUUCCGAUAAGGAUCGUCGCGCGUUACAAAAUAAAGUUGCAUACAAAAUCUCAAAUCGUAUGGUGAAAACAGUAAACGGUCUCAGAACAAUACCACCACGUCGUAGCGGUUCUGUUGAAUAUCCCUAUACACCAGCAAGCAGUAACAGUCCAGUCAAAUCACUGGCUAAUUCACGUUACCCUUCACAACUGCUUAUGACUGUACUCUCCGAUGGUACUACUGCACCUAUUAAUAUCAUUAACGAUAAAACACGCAAACGUGUAAAUGGUAAUGUUUUGAUCAAUACAUCAAACAAUGCUGACUACUCAUUACCACCUAAUAAAAAAUAUCGUGGUAAGAAGUCAAAGAACGGUAGUGUCAGCACAACGACGACAAGCAUUAAUGGUACUGCCAAUGGUGCGCUCAGACGUCAUUAUAGUUUGGAUGAAGCUGCCGAUACAAUUGAGAAACGUAAUUUACAUAACGAUAUGGAACGUCAACGUCGUAUUGGCUUAAAGAAUUUAUUCGAAGCUCUGAAGAAACAAAUACCAAGCAUUAAAGAUAAAGAGCGUGCCCCAAAAGUGAAUAUACUACGUGAAGCAGCAAAAUUGUGUGAUGCGCUGGUGGUAGAAGAUAGACGACUCGCAGAGCAACGUGCAGUUUUAAUGGAACAGUUAAAAAAGCGUCAGGAGCAAAAGUUAAUUUUGUUAGAACAACUGAGAAAGCGACACGAUUUAAAACCACAUCUCAUCAUACAUCGGGAUUGA
Molecule: messenger RNA, 813 nt
Organism: Teleopsis dalmanni
Lineage: Eukaryota; Metazoa; Arthropoda; Insecta; Diptera; Diopsidae
Product: myc protein-like
Exons: 2
Coding region: 1-813 (270 amino acids)
Biological process (GO): regulation of transcription by RNA polymerase II
Molecular function (GO): RNA polymerase II cis-regulatory region sequence-specific DNA binding; protein dimerization activity; DNA-binding transcription factor activity, RNA polymerase II-specific
Source: RefSeq, a predicted model, not a curated record